AUAAAGUUUCCCAGGUCAAUAAUAAAACUUUGCGGUGAGAGCCCAGAAACACAGAACAAGCUCAGGGCUAACAAACAAAUUCUUUUCCACUGUUUUUGAUGAAAAACACAAAACUUGUUAACUUGUCACACGGUUGCCUGUUGUGAAAUGCAAAAGAUGCAAAUUAAACGGCUGUUGUAUAACCAAAUUAAAUUCUUUGUUACCUUUAACCACACCACCUGCCUCCUUCAGAGCUAUAUUUAAGCAGCAGCCUGUUCAAAACCAUCAAACAUUUCUGGCUUUCAGCAGACGAGCUGAUCUUGAGAAAAAGUUCAUCAGACUACAGUCAUCUAUAUCCACUUUAAAGAUGUCCAAACCAACAACUGUGCAAUUAAUUGGUGGCACAAAAGGUACUCAAUUUUCAUUUACUGGGGAGAAGAAUGGUGCCAAUUUACAGAAGAUCGGGGUGUGGGUGGGAGAAUCACAGGUGAAUGCUGUCAAAGUUUGGCUUUCAGAUGGCACAAGUGACACCUCUGGAAAACAAACCGGACCAUAUCAAGAGUAUGUGUUCAAGUCUGGUGAGUGUUUCACCUCACUGUCUCUGUGGUUCAAUGGAGAUGGCAGACAUCUUGGAGCCAUCAAAUUCAAAACUAACCAGGGUGGAGAAUUUUUUGCAAAAAUGACCAAAUACUCAUUACCAAUAGAGUAUCCAGUGGAUGUUGGCUCUGGGUUUUGUGUGGGAGUUGAAGGAGGAGCUGAUGUAGAUUUUCGCAGACUAGGAUUCGUGUUUCUAAGUGUAGUUCAAUCCACAGUUCUCACUAAUGUGAACUAUCCCACUGUCCAGCAGCUGAUACCAAAGGUGUCAGUGGAAGAGAUCAAAUCCAUCACUUACACAAAUAAUGACCCCACUUAUCACAAUAAAACAGUUGAAGCUUCAAAGAAAGUGAUCAAAACAGCCUCAUGGUCCAUGAGUGAAAGCUUUACCGAAACAUUUAGUGUGAAAGUGAGGGCAGGGAUUCCAGGAAUUGUAGAAGUUUCUACAGGAUACAGUGUCAGCGUUGGAGAAGAAAAGACUUACAGUCGGGAUUACACUGAUGAGAGAACCAAAACUCUGACUACCACUGUAGAUGUGCCACCUAAAAAGAAAGUGGAAGUUGACAUCACCAUCGGCAGAGCCACGUUUGACCUGCCUUACACCGGCACAGUGAUCAUCACGUGCAAGAAUGGCAGUGUGCUACAGUACGAAACCAACGGCCAAUACAAAGGCGUCACUUACACUAAAAUCAAAGUGAAUACUAAAGAAUCUGAUAUUUAAGGUUAA
Messenger RNA from Carassius carassius (crucian carp), 1300 nucleotides. Its product is annotated as aerolysin-like protein. Bases 347 to 1294 code for a protein of 315 amino acids. The record is from RefSeq and is a predicted model, not a curated record. Lineage: Eukaryota; Metazoa; Chordata; Actinopteri; Cypriniformes; Cyprinidae. The transcript has 2 exons. Gene Ontology annotation, cellular component: extracellular region.